This is a messenger RNA of Myxocyprinus asiaticus (Chinese sucker), 5364 nucleotides long. RefSeq names its product FHF complex subunit HOOK interacting protein 2 (gene fhip2a). Lineage: Eukaryota; Metazoa; Chordata; Actinopteri; Cypriniformes; Catostomidae. The record is from RefSeq and is a predicted model, not a curated record. The coding region runs from base 285 to 2540 and encodes 751 amino acids. The transcript has 17 exons.
GAUCUCAGUGGGUUUAUGUCUUGAGCGCAAUGAAAGUGCCACCGUGGCCUUAAAAAGACAAACCCACGUUAUUCUCACAGUGUGACUGUCCGUGUUUUUUCUAAACUAUAUAACAGUGUACGUAUGGUGAAAUGUAAAUACACACUCUAGCUGUGUCGGAUAUAUAUGUUUCUGUAUGUACGUGUGUUUUAUUGUAAGUAUUCAAUCUGGAUCACCGCAGCAAGAGAAGCAGAGGCAAGAGAGAGGAGAUCUCCAAAACCAAACUCCUCCUGUCCAAAACCAACAUGUUCUCCAAGUUCACCUCCAUCCUACAGCACGCUGUCGAGGCGCUUGCACCGUCACUGCCCUUGCAAGAGGACUUUGUCUAUCACUGGAAGGCCAUCACACAUUACUACAUAGAGACAUCAGAUGACAAAGCUCCAGUGACGGAUACGAACAUCCCCUCCCACCUGGAGCAGAUGCUGGACAUUCUUACCCAGGAGGAGAGGGAGAGAGAGUCGGGAGAGACGGGACCCUGUAUGGAAUAUCUUCUCCACCACAAGAUCUUGGAGACGCUCUACACCCUGGGCAAGGCUGAUUGCCCUCCUGGAAUGAAACAGCAGGUUCUGAGUUUCUACACAAAGCUACUGGGUCGAAUUCGCCAGCCACUCCUGCCUCACAUCAAUGUGCACAGACCUGUACAGAAACUUGUCCGUCUGUGUGGGGAGGUUCUAGCUGCUCCUACAGAGAAUGAAGAGAUCCAAUUUCUGUGUACCGUCUGCGCCAAACUUAAGCAGGACCCUUACCUUGUCAACUUCUUUCUGGAAAAUAAGAGUAAAAGGUUGGAGGCUGCUAAAGAUGGUGGAGCUGACUUGGUGAAAGAGGAUCCAUCCUCUCCAGACACAGGACAGAAUCAGAGCCAAAAUACCAGUCCAGUCAAAUCCGCUCAGGAAGUUGCAGUGUGUAAAGCCACCAGCCCAGCUGAAGCUAGUCCCUCCGUCCAUUCUACACUGUCAAACAAUGACAACUACAACCUAGUCAGCUCCUUGCUCAACCUCACUAAGAGUCCAGAUGGUCGUAUUGUGGUGAAGGCAUGUGAAGGGCUGAUGCUGAUAGUCAGUUUGCCUGAACAGGCUGCAGCCCAAUGCCUCACAGAGAACACCGAGCUCAGUCAACUGCUCACAGACCGGCUGGCACAGUUCUACCGGGCCCUGCCCCAGUCCAUGGACCCUCUUGACAUUGAAACUGUGGAGUCUGUAAACUGGGGGCUGGAUGUGUAUAACCUAAAGGAGGAUGCUGUGGCUUUUGCUGGCAAACGUGCGCUCAUUUCCUUCUUGUCAUGGCUGGACUACUGUGAUCAGCUCAUCAAAGAGGCUCAGAAGACAGCUGCUGCAGUUCUGGCCCGAGCCGUGAGAGAGCGGUUCUUUGUUGCCGUAAUGGAGCCUCAGCUAAUGCAAACGUCAGAGGUCGGUAUUCUUACGUCCACCGCCCUGUUAAACAGGAUCAUCAGGCAGGUAACAUCAGAGGCCCUGCUGCAAGAGACCAUUCACUUCCUGUUGGGAGAAGAAACAGGACCAGAGACACUUGCUGGCAUUACCCAGCAUCCCCUGAGACACAGACUCAUAGAACACUGUGACCACCUGUCAGAUGAGAUCAGCAUCAUGACUCUAAGGCUCUUUGAGCAUCUGCUGCAGAAGCCAUGUCAGCACAUUCUGCAGAACCUGGUGCUGCGCUGCUUAGAGGAACGCAACUACACGGAAAACAAACAGCCAGAGGAACGAGAGGAGCGAGAACACAUGGAGAACGGCCAACCGCAUGACACCGUAGAUUUGGAGGAAGACCCACUGUUCUCAGACUUUUCCCCUGAUAACAGACUCUCCAGUCCUGAUUGGUUAAGCUGCUCUCCACCACUGAGCACAGAAAACACCAAACCUGAUGGGAAGACAGAGGUUCACAAAAUAGUUAACAGUUUCUUGUGUUUGGUGCCAGAUGAGGCAAAAUCAUCCUAUCAGGUUGAGGGCACAGGCUAUGACACCUAUUUGAGAGAUGCACAUAGACAGUUUCGCGACUACUGUGGAGUUUGUCAGAGGUGGGACUGGCGUAGCAGUCCCAAACCCUUUGAGAAGUGUAACCUGGACAGUCCUUUUUUCGAGGGACACUUCCUCAAAGUGCUGUUUGACAGAAUGGGACGAAUCCUUGACCAGCCAUAUGAUGUUAACCUGCAGGUGACGUCUGUGCUGUCUAAACUUUCUCUAUUGCCUCACGCUCAUCUUCAUGAGUAUCUGCUCGACCCGUACAUUAACCUGGCGCCGGGCUGCAGGUCUCUCUUCUCAGUCAUCGUCAGGGUGGUUGGUGAUCUGAUGUUGAGAAUUCACCGCAUCCCUGAAUUCACUACCAAACUGCUGCUGGUGAGGAAGAGACUCCUGGGGCUCGAGCCAGAGGGAAUGAGCAUUGAUCACGUGACAUUGCUCGAGGGGGUCAUUGUUCUGGAGGAGUUCUGUAAAGAGCUUGCCGCUAUCGCGUUUGUCAAAUUCCAUGCAUCUGCCUCCACUUCUCCCUGAUUGUUUCGCCGCUGUACGCAGGACACACGUGGAUUAAUAAACCGACGAAAGGGGACGGAUGACACUGGAAUGACAAACCAAACUGCACUCAACCCUCAGCACAGACUGCAGCCUGCGGCAGGAUGUGCAUUCAAGGAUGUUUCUUGCACGUUAUCUCGGGUUGUUUCCAUAACUGAAGCUGAGCAAACUGUUCUGAUGAAGACAUCGGAGAGAAGAACUGAAUUUUGGAAUGAAUUGUGACUCUAACAGGAACAGUCCAGCUGGAGAGGAGAGAGAGGAUUUUGUAGCGUUUAUAUUUAAAGGAAAAAACGAAAUAACUAAAGAGCGAAUUGUAAUGCCAAAACAAUAAGGUCUGUAAGUAGAAAAUGAAAUCUACUUAAAUCCGAUACAAGCAAUGAAGACUUUUAAGAAGUUAAAAAUUAACACGCUAAACCUAAUAUUUAAUUGUUCUUUAUUGUUUGUUGGUUACAGUAUCGAAGAUACUGUUAUCUUGCGUUCUCUGUUCUUCUGAGAUAAAAUCACUAGUUGCUGAAUACGAAUGUCAAAUGUAACAAAUAAAAAACAAUUCAGAUGUAAAAUCACAAUAUCUCAGGAUUCAAAGUCAAACUGUUUUUAAACAAUUGGAGAAUCAAAAAAAGUUUUUAAGCUAAUCCUCUCUUGUUCAUUCCAGUGGUAUUUGCUGCUGUUCCUCUUUUAAACCAAACCGAAAUCAGUGUGGACUCUGAAUUGAAACGAGCGAUCUGAAUCAGACCGGACACAUUUGCACUCGUAAUGCAAGCCGGAUUCAGCUCCAUUUAUAUGCGCAUAUUUAUUUGACAGUGUUCCUAAACCAUUUUAGUUGUUAAACUGAAUUUAUGUUUUGUGUUUGCCUUGGUUAAAGCUAGUAGCUGUGUCUUUCAUCCUGUAUCAUCAUGUUUUUUUUACUGGAUUAAAAUUUGGUUUAAAGGAAUAGUUCACUGACAAAAUGAAAACGUUAUCAUUAUUUACUUGCCCUCAUGUUCUUCUGACCCUGUAUUAUUUUCUUUUUCCUGUUAAACUCAAAUGGAGGUGUUAAGUAGAAUGUCCAGGCUACUCUUUUUCCAUAAAAAAAGGGUGUUGGUCAUUAAUACAGUCAAACUCCAAUAAGCACCAUAAAAGUAAUUAAUAUGACUUGUGUAAUACAUCCAAAGUCUUAUGACGACAUCCAACACCUUAUACAGUUAUUCAGUGAUAAUCCUCCCUUCCACCAGAGCUGAGUGUUUAAUUCAAAAGUAGCAUCUUUGGAUGCACUGUGCCAGGUUUGACGUCAUUGGCGGCAAACACUGUUGGCUCUUACGUUGCAAGUUUGAAUAAACACGACCGCGAAUUAGAUUUGAGCAGAAGAUUUUUAGUGAUUAAUGAUUAAAUUUCCAUCUAUUCCUCAUGCAAAGUUAUCUUGUGAUUUGUUUGAUGUGCUUGAGCCAUAUGGACUACUUUUAUGAUACAUAUAUAACACCACACCACAGAUGUAUCAUCAAAGUAGGGCUUUGAAUGCAGAAUAGCAGCUCAAAAUUUCUGCCUGACAUAUGUUGUUGUGUUUCACAGACAAAAGAUAAUAAUACUGGUUUGAAACAACAUUUGGGUUAAAUGAUAUGUCAUCACUUAGUAAAUGGGGACAAUUUUCAUUUUUGGGUGAACUAUCCCUUUUAUAGGGCAUCUAGCUCAGAGAUGAUCAGAUAGAUUACAGUAUUGCUGCUUCCUCACAGGGGAAAUAAAUAGCAUUAUACAUUAUGUAUUAUCUGGCAGUAUGGAAUUAUACCAGCAAUAGUGUUAUUCAUCAGGCUGCUCUCUUCAUAUGCUCCUCUUUGAAAAGGGACACACUGGUCUAAAAACGCACACUGUGUACAAUUGGCAAAGAAGGCACAGCUUGAAUUAGCUUUUUCUUUUUUUUCCCUCAACAAAAUGUUUCAUCAAGGUUUGUAUUUAUAGCCACAAGAGUUGCACACUAGUGUAUAUUUGUCCAUUUUACAUGUGCAUAAGCAUUAUGUCUGUCUUUAAUUUUAUUUUCUUUAAAAAAAAAACAAAGGAUCAGCAUAGGAGCAGACUGUCCGUCUCGGAGAGAAAGAACAAUAAUGCAUCUUUUUUUUUAUUGUUAGUCAUGCACAUUUUAUACCAAGUACUGAAUCGUUUUCGAACCAUGGAUAUACACAAAUGUAAAGUUAUAACAGUAGCAAUGUAUGGUUUGAAAUGCAUGCAAGGUCAUAUGUGUUAAUAUGCAAAGGAAAGUAUUUUCCCUUUCACUCCCUGACUUCAUCAAUAUUCUUUUUGUCUUCAGUUGCCUAUUUAUGUGGAUAUUUGUGAUGCCUUAUUUUAAAUGCAGUGAAUGGCUCUGGAAUAUGACCUCUGCAGUCUUUAAUUUGAGUUAUAAGAAAAAUGUAUUAUUAUUUUUUAAAGUUGUAAAGAAAUGUAUUUCAGUUGGUUUAAAAAAAAAAAAAAAAAGUCUGGGCUUUCUCCUGUAAACGUAUAAAGCUUGAUUUCUCUAUGUAAUUUAUCUGCUUAGAGCUAAAACUUUGUUUUGCUCAACUGAUUUCUACCUAUUUCUUGUACAGAUGUUGCUCAGUCAUGUGACUUUUUUCUGUUGAAUUUGAGCAUCACUGCCAUGGUGUCACAAUAUGACACUUUUUAGGAGAACAAGGUUAUCAAGGUUAAACGGUUAUCAUUUUAGAGAAAAAUGUAAUUUGACUUAAUCUAACCCAUUGCUUGAUUCUGUUGGGGCUGUAAAUCUCUCCCAUGAGAUUUGCUCUCUCCUGUGGAUUUGCUUUAUUCACUUUAGUCCGUCCAUAUUAAAUAUUUGCUUUUCUCAACA